Messenger RNA from Lingula anatina, 1406 nucleotides. Its product is annotated as SPARC. NCBI's taxonomy places the organism in Eukaryota, Metazoa, Brachiopoda, Lingulata, Lingulida, Lingulidae. The record is from RefSeq and is a predicted model, not a curated record. Gene Ontology annotation, molecular function: calcium ion binding; extracellular matrix binding; protein binding. Gene Ontology annotation, biological process: anatomical structure development.
GCAAUCACGAACCCCGCCACUCGUGUAUAUAAAGCCUUUGCCAGCUGCAGGCAGUCGGUCCAGAAAAAGGGAACGCAGAGUAAAUAGAGAGAGAACGUACAGAGGAACGCAAGAUGGCAGGGAAGACACUUGUGGCCUUUGCCGCCCUGCUUUUGGCCGCGACAUGCGUCUUGGCAGAGAAGCCGGACACGGAGGAGGAUUUAGAAGCCACCAACGAGAAGAACCUUUUGGAGGCAAAGAUCGCCGAUGCCUGCCGAGAAAAGAAAUGUAAACUCGGUCACGAGUGCACGUUGGACGAGGACGGACAUCGGAUCUGUGUGUGCGCGUCUAAGUGCCACGAGCUCAAACCAUUAAAGGUGUGCAGCACCCAAAACGAGACGUUUCCCAGCGAGUGUGACUUGGACCGCGAAAGGUGUCUGUGUCACCGAGGACAGGAAGGGUGUCAGAAUAAGGAACACAAGAAAGCCCAUCUGGACUAUUAUGGGGAAUGCAAAGACAUCCCGGAGUGUACAGAGGGACAGAUGCGAAGUUUCUCCAGACGUAUGAGCGAGUGGCUGUUCCAAGUUAUGAAGGAACUGUCUGCAAGAAAAGAUCUGACUGAAUUUGCAGAAAAGUUGGCAGAAGAGGCUAAGAGUCAACCUAAGGGGAAACACUCCGUUAUUCCAGUCAUCUGGAAGUUCUGUGACCUGGAUAAAUCAAAAGACAAAAGCGUUAAUCGUAGGGAGUUGCUGCCGCUUACAUCCAUGUUGAAGCCUCUUGAGCAUUGUCUUGGGCCUUUCUUGGACACGUGCGCAGGGGAUGACCGCAUGAUCACUUUAGGCGAGUGGGGCACGUGUCUUGGCUUGGAAAAAGACGAUGUCAAUAAAUUUGAGGACUUAUGUGACAAGAUGGAAGCCAAUUUGGAAGAGGAGGAAGAGGAAGACGACGAAGAGUGAAGGGACGCAGGCGUCGUUUGGUUAUUUAGAAGGAAUAAGCAGUUCUAAAACGUUUCAAAGAUAAUGAAUCCAUUUUUCAACCGGAAAGAUGUUCUACUGUCUGUUCUUCAAAGUCUGUGAAUCCGGAUAGGGGUUCUCAAAACACGGCGUCUUUACGUCACAAGCUUUUCACUGCCACAGAAUAUCUGAAAUGCUCCGCACUGCAAUUUCGCUACUUGAAAAUCAAAGCGCAAUGAAAAACUUUCAUUGAAUUACACUGCUUAGAUAAACAUGUUCGAAGAGUUAUUUUUUAAUAAAAGUGCUACAACUGACACUCAGAUUGGCAAGAGGUCCAUCUUCAAAUUUAUAUUACUUUUUCAAAGUGGUUGUAUACUUUGUACAUUUACUGACAUUUUUUCUGGGGAAGCGCUUGCAAUCUUAGCGGUACCACCAGCGUAGGAACAUGUCAAAUAAAUUAAAAAUAAACUUGUU